Molecule: messenger RNA, 2393 nt
Organism: Ctenopharyngodon idella (grass carp)
Lineage: Eukaryota; Metazoa; Chordata; Actinopteri; Cypriniformes; Xenocyprididae
Gene: ssbp3a
Product: single stranded DNA binding protein 3a
Exons: 18
Coding region: 150-1319 (389 amino acids)
Biological process (GO): positive regulation of transcription by RNA polymerase II
Cellular component (GO): nucleus
Molecular function (GO): single-stranded DNA binding; protein binding
Source: RefSeq, a predicted model, not a curated record
CACCACGGGUUCCCGCCCAUAGUUCAUGAUCUGGCUGUGGCAGGGUCGGUUGAAGCGGAUGGGGUCAGAGGCGGGCUACACGUUGACAGCUGGAGCAUAAGGAAAUAUCGCAGUCAAGCUGGCAGACGCGUUUAUCUUCAGCGCAAGACAUGUUCGCGAAAGGUAAAGGGACCGCGGUGCCAUCGGACGGGCAAGCUCGGGAAAAGUUGGCAUUAUACGUAUAUGAAUAUUUGCUGCACGUGGGAGCUCAGAAAUCCGCACAGACGUUUUUAUCAGAGAUAAGAUGGGAGAAGAACAUAACCCUUGGUGAACCGCCAGGCUUUCUGCACUCUUGGUGGUGUGUGUUUUGGGACCUGUACUGUGCAGCACCUGAGAGAAGGGACACAUGUGAUCACUCCAGUGAAGCGAAGGCCUUCCAUGACUAUAGCGCCGCUGCAGCACCAAGUCCAGUCCUAGGCAACAUGCCCCCCGGGGACGGGAUGUCAGGUGGCCCCAUGCCCCCCGGAUUCUUUCAGGGACCACCUGGUUCCCAAGCCUCCCCUCAUGCUCAGCUACCUCCAAACUCUAACAUGAUGGGGGCGCAUGGACAGCCUUUUAUGUCUCCUCGCUAUGCUGGAGGACCUCGGCCGCCCAUCAGAAUGGGAAACCCGCCUCCCGGUGGGCAGCCUUUGCCUCCAAAUAUGAUGGACCCCACACGACCAACAGGCCAUCCAAACUUGGCAACCAUGCAGAGAAUGAACGCUCCUCGUGGAAUGGGCCCAAUGGGACCGGGACCACAGCCUGAUCCUUGGUUAUCAUUACAGAACUAUGGUGGAGGAAUGAGGCCUCCAAACUCCAUGGGCCCUGGAAUGCCAGGCGUGAACAUGGGAACAGGAGCAGGCAGACUGUGGCCUAAUCCUAAUAAUGGAAACACGAUCCCAUAUUCCUCAUCAUCCCCAGGAACAUAUGUGGGUCCUCCAGGAGGAGCAGGAGGUGGUGGAUGUCCUCCAGGAACACCUAUCAUGCCAAGUCCAGCAGACUCCACUAACUCGGGUGAAAACCUCUACACACUGAUAAACUCAGUCCCACCAGGAGGAAACAGAUCUAGUUUUCCUAUGGGUCCAGGGUCAGACGGCCCAAUGGGAGGACUGGAGCCGCAUCACAUGAAUGGCUCAUUAGGUUCGGGUGACAUAGAUGGACUCCCAAAGAACUCCCCUAAUAAUCUGAGUGGCAUGAGUAACCCACCAGGAACGCCACGAGAUGACAGCGAACUAAGUGGAAGCUUCCUUCACUCGUUCCAAAAUGAAAAUUACUCACCGACAAUGACAAUGAGUGUGUGAAGGACGAGCUUCAGCUCCAAGACACCUCAUGUAGGUGUCUCAAAGACCAGGGACCAACCUCAACAAGAACAAGAGUGACUCUAAUGUCACACAUCCAUGAGAACCAAAUCCUACCGCAGCUCUGGAUGAGGUGUACGCUCCUAAUUUCAGCACGGACAGAUGAAAUCUGCUUACAGGAAGAACCUGUCUGAGAUGGGAGCUCCCUCAUUUUACACCACUUUAAUAUUUUCGUAUCAUUUUAACAUAGAAGCCCACACAGGAAAAGACGACAAAAAUGUGCUACUUUUUGUUAAAUGGAUCUCCCAUGACAAUAUUCACACUGUGGAUGUAGUGCAGAAUACCAUGUGCUUCUUCUACAGCGUUUGUGUAACAUUCCAUUAGAGUAUUUUAGGAUCUAGUCUCUGAUCUUUUAAAACGCUUCAAAACAAGUUCAUCACACUGUAAUGGCUUCCUUGAAAAUGACUUAAUCCAGAGGAACCGCUUUGGCUACAGCAGAUUUGAUGAUAUGCACCAAUGGGAAUUACAAACAAAUCUGCUGUCCUUCCUUUCAUCGCAUCCUUGGGAAGGCAAUGGACUGUUAGCAAAAAUAACGUUUUGUUUCAUGUCAUGUUGUUUUAUAACAAUGGAUUUUACUGCAGAAGCCUUUUAAUGACACCUAACAUGAGACAUUUAUGACAUUUAUCACUUUUCCAUGGGAACCUCAGAUGAUGUGAUUAUCAAGAGUGUUUUUGGGUGGCAGUUCAGCCAAAUGCAGCAACACUUCUUCAUAUAACACUGCAUCUUUUCACACUGACUUAGUUCUCUUUAUCCUUUGUGCUGUUGUAUUGUGUUUUUGACCCAUUGCUGUUUGCUUUUAGUCACAGUUGAAGACGUGCAGCAAACACCCAAAGGACAGUUAUUUAACUAUAUAUUUUUCGAAGGUUUUUCUCUUCUUUAGUCUGUCAUCAUGCUGUAUGGCAACUCUUGACCUGUUACACCAUGUUGUUUAGCCUUUACAAUGUAUAUUUUGUUCUUUGGAAGAUGCAGUAAAAUGACUCGUGUAAUUUUUAUGAUUAAAUUAUUUUUUGUUUCCUA